AAGGUUAAGGUUAGGAAUUUAAAAACGUGGAUAAGCUUACUAACUUUACAAUUUGAGUUUAAUGACAUUUCUAAAAUCUAAAUAAUGGAAGGAAAUUUAAAUGAAUUCUUAGACAACUUUUCAAAAGCGUCAAAGAAGCCCUAUGAAUUUUUAAGUGUUCAAGAAAAUCUUUCAGAAAGUAUAAAGACCUUAAUAAAGGAUAUUUAUGAUUUCACAAAGAACAAAGAGGAAUCCAAAAGUAAAAAUGCUUUGCCAAAACUGAUUAUUGAACAAUUUGAUGAUGAACAAAUUUGGCAGGAACUUGAAUUGCAAAACAACAUUGUUGCUGAUCACACUAUUGAAAAUGUAUCUCAGUUUGCUGUGAAAAGAGAUCAGUUGAAAUUUCCGCUGACGUUAAAAUGUAAUAAAAUAGAAGAAAGCCCGCAAACUUCCGCUUCUACAGAACAAGAAAAUGGUUUGGAUCAGUCUUUUGAUAACGAAGAAAUAGAAAAUGAUGACAACUAUGAUGAAGAUGACGAUGAAGAAUUUGAUGGAGCUGAAGAAAGUGAAUUUGAAGAGGGGGAUGACAUUACAGAGCCUGAAGAAAAGAGUAACAAAAAAGGAAAGUUGAAACCAUCAAUUGUAGAUGAUAAAUUCUUCAAACUUUCCGAGUUGGAACUUUUCUUGCAAAAUGAAGAGAAAAAUGAAGACAAAGCCACCAAAGAAUCAGAAAGUAUUGAUCUUUUUAACAACAUUGACGAUGGACCAGUAGAUUAUAAGUAUUCAGAUUUUUUUGAGACUCCUUACAAUGAUGGCGGAGAUUUGCAAGAUGAAACUGAAGUCAAAGAGGACAACGAUGCAGAAGAUGAAAGUAUGGAUGAUGAAGAUGUGGAAUUCGAGAACGAUGAAAUGGAUAACAAUGAAGAUGAUGAAUCUACUGAAGACAGUAAAAAGAAAAAAGUUAGGUUUUCGUUGCUUGGAAGUGAUGAUGACAGUUCAGAUACUGAGGAAGAUUCCAUUAAAAAUGAAGGCGGUUCAUCUAAAAAGAAUAAAAAGGAUGAGAUCAAAUCAUCGUUGGAACUUAGACAAGAGCGACUUGGAAAGGUCAUUGAAAAAUUGGAAGAAGAUGCAUUGACAGAAAAACCAUGGCAGUUAAAAGGGGAAGUUACGGCUACAGCGAGGCCGCAAAACUCACUUUUGGAAGAGGCUGUUGAUUUUGAUCUAUCAGUUAGACCUGCUCCAUUGAUGACAGAAGAAGUAACCAUGAGACUGGAAGACAUCAUUAUGCAAAGGAUAAAAGACAAAGCAUGGGACGACGUUGAGAGGAAGGUGAAACCUGUUGAGACACCGUCCGAGUUUAAGAAGAAACUGGCUCUGGAUCAGGAAAAGAGUAAACUGUCUUUGGCUGAAGUUUACGAACAGGAAUUUAUCAAACAAAGAGAUGCGGCAACAUCAGAUGAUGUCGAGAGACAAGAGACAGAACCAGCUGCUCAUGUAGAAGUGCGUUCAAUGCUGCACUCCCUGUUCAACAAGCUAGACGCGCUUUCCAACUACCAUUACACUCCCAGACCUGUUGCUCCAGAACUAAAGGUGGUCACCAACGUGUCGGCCAUCAACAUGGAGGAGGUGGCACCUGUCACGGUAGCGGACUCAGCUCUACUUGCUCCUGAAGAAGUCAAAGGCAGGAAGCUUAAAGGUGAACCAAUGAGCAAAGAAGAAAGAACGGAAACCGACAAGAAGAGGGCGAGAAGGCUGAAGAAGACAAAACAGAGACAACGUGCAAGAGAAAAGGCACGAGCAGUCCAAGAUGUCACCAAGAUCAACCCUGGUCUCGGCAACAAGUAUGCAAAACUGAAGGCUGUUAAACAAGUUUUGGACUCUUCUGCAAAUAUAUCCAAGAUGGAAGAAAGCAGAGAAAAGAUGGUGAAGAGUUCUACUUCCUUCUUCAACAAACUGCAGGAUGAAGUAAAAAGUCAGAUUAAGAGCAAGACUUCUCCAUUCGCUAAAAAGAAAGACAAGCUUAGUAUUACUGCUAAGAAACUCAAAUUAUAACAUACUUUAAUUUUUGUAAAUAUGUACAGUAAAUAUAUUCUUUCUAACCCCUCGAA
Messenger RNA from Macrosteles quadrilineatus (aster leafhopper), 2087 nucleotides. RefSeq names its product U3 small nucleolar ribonucleoprotein protein MPP10. NCBI's taxonomy places the organism in Eukaryota, Metazoa, Arthropoda, Insecta, Hemiptera, Cicadellidae. The record is from RefSeq and is a predicted model, not a curated record. Gene Ontology annotation, cellular component: nucleus; Mpp10 complex; sno(s)RNA-containing ribonucleoprotein complex. The coding region runs from base 85 to 2031 and encodes 648 amino acids. The transcript has 10 exons. Gene Ontology annotation, biological process: rRNA processing.